AUGUUCGGUUCAUGUAAAAGAUGGGAGGAGGACCCACGGACUGGGCGGAGACCUCGGACCGACUUGCCGCCCUCGUCGGCAACGGCCGAACAACGUCGUCGGCGCUCUCUACACCUUCUACCUCAUUUCCAAGGCCAUCUGAGAGUGCGGAGCAGUCAAGAGAAGUAUGUUUCACCCCCUCAGAUGGCCGGGACCUCCCUAAGCCAAACCGCGAUUGCGUGGCGUGAAAGCGCGACCGUGAUUAUCUUUUCGCCGGAAUCUACGCCAUAG
Messenger RNA from Schizophyllum commune H4-8, 270 nucleotides. RefSeq lists its product as uncharacterized. Bases 1 to 270 code for a protein of 89 amino acids. Lineage: Eukaryota; Fungi; Basidiomycota; Agaricomycetes; Agaricales; Schizophyllaceae. The transcript has a single exon. The record is from RefSeq and is a predicted model, not a curated record.